GCCGUGCGCCACCACAGGCGGGGCUGCGCACGCGUGUCACCGCGGGACUAUCUGCAUACAGAGAUUGAAGAUAAAGCUGACAGGACAACUUCUUUAGCCACCUGGCUUCACUGUCAGAAAAAAAGGACCCUGAAGAUCAAGCCUGACCAUGCUGAGAUUUGGGCAGCACCUCCUCAAGCCCUCGGUGGUGUUCCUGAGGACAGAGCUGUGCUUUGCUCUGGUGAACCGCAGGCCGGUGGUGCCAGGACAUGUCCUUGUUUGUCCCCUGCGGCCGGUGGAGCGUUUCCGUGACCUGCGUCCCGAGGAAGUGGCUGAUUUGUUCCGUACGGCACAAAGGGUCGGCAACGUGGUGGAGAAACAUUUCUGUGGCACUUCUCUCACCUUUUCCAUCCAGGAUGGCCCUGAAGCUGGACAAACAGUGAAGCAUGUUCAUGUCCAUGUGCUGCCAAGGAGGGCUGGAGACUUCAGCAGGAAUGAUGAUGUCUACGAGGAGCUGCAGCGCCACGACAAAGAUGAUUCCCCUGACAAGUGGAGGACAGAAGAAGAAAUGGCAGCUGAAGCAGAAAUUCUGAAGAAGUAUUUCCAGGAAAAUUAGAGGUAACAAAGUGUUUGGAACACAUCCCAUGACACCAGAAAGUCCCCAGAAAGAAAAACCUCAUUCUCCAGUUCUCAGUGGCCCUGGAGCUGCAGCUUGACAAUUUUAUUAUGUUCUACAAAUAUGGGAUUCUUCCAUGAAAAAUUUUAUUGGACCUUUGGAUAUCAUCAAGGUUGAAUUCCAGCUAAGACAACUAAACAGCACUGGUUCAAAAUAUUGCUCUGAAUUGUAACUCAUAUUUUUCUGAAUUGUGUACUUGGGAAUGAAUCUUUUUAAAUUGUCCCUUGGCCUAAAUAGAAAUAAAGUGCCAGGAAAAUCAGGUA
Messenger RNA from Agelaius phoeniceus (red-winged blackbird), 918 nucleotides. RefSeq names its product fragile histidine triad diadenosine triphosphatase (gene FHIT). Gene Ontology annotation, cellular component: plasma membrane; cytoplasm; nucleus. Gene Ontology annotation, molecular function: ubiquitin protein ligase binding; bis(5'-adenosyl)-triphosphatase activity. Gene Ontology annotation, biological process: diadenosine triphosphate catabolic process; negative regulation of proteasomal ubiquitin-dependent protein catabolic process; purine nucleotide metabolic process. The record is from RefSeq and is a predicted model, not a curated record. NCBI's taxonomy places the organism in Eukaryota, Metazoa, Chordata, Aves, Passeriformes, Icteridae.